Symbiodinium natans is the source of this 675-nucleotide messenger RNA. The record is from the annotation of a GenBank genome assembly. Lineage: Eukaryota; Dinophyceae; Suessiales; Symbiodiniaceae.
AUGGGCGCGACCCAGUGCGGGUUCUGUUGCCUGGCACGGGAGAAGGCCCCUGAUGGCCAGCAGCCCCAAGCUGUGACCCUAGGCCUCCCGGACCUGCUGACCAAGCGCAGGGACUCGAAGGCCAGCCCUGACGACAAAGAGGAGAAGGGCAAAGAGGUGUGCGGCACAGGAAGUGAGGGCAGCGAGCCCCAGCCCGCCUCACAGCAGGAGACCAAGAAGGCCACGGCCGCAGAGGAGCGCGAGGCUUUCCUUCAAGCUCUUAUGCGGGACCGCGCCGAGGCAGACCGCAUCGAAAUCGAAGCUCGCAAGGAGGCCAAGCGGGCGGAAACCCUGCGGCGCCUUGAGGCCACGAACCGCGCCAUCCGUGCGCAGUUCGACCAGAUUGCACAGGCCGCGGAUAGCAAGGAGGCCAGUGUCCAAUUCAUGGCCGGGGUGGAGGAAAUUCCGAUGGACCGACCACUUGCCCCAUGCGUGCCUGCAUCUUCCACUUCGUCCAUGACAGGAGUUGUCAAGAAACCCAUAUUGAAGGGCGCUGGCGAGCGCAAGCACGUGGCUCCCUGCCAUGGGCAAGCCCGCCAUGGGCAAGCCCGCGGGGAGGAAACUCCAAGUUCCUCUAAUGACAGCGUGUACCCUGACUAUGAUGAUGGGGAGGACUUGGUGUGCUUUGAGGACUGA